This is a messenger RNA of Paralichthys olivaceus (Japanese flounder), 3982 nucleotides long. It is a transcript of the gene herc56.1, whose product is annotated as HECT and RLD domain containing E3 ubiquitin protein ligase 56.1. The record is from RefSeq and is a predicted model, not a curated record. Gene Ontology annotation, cellular component: cytoplasm. Gene Ontology annotation, biological process: protein ubiquitination; ubiquitin-dependent protein catabolic process. Gene Ontology annotation, molecular function: ubiquitin protein ligase activity. NCBI's taxonomy places the organism in Eukaryota, Metazoa, Chordata, Actinopteri, Pleuronectiformes, Paralichthyidae.
GCUGCAGGAGCCUCGCAGGCACCAUGUUGUCGUGGGGGGAGGACGGUCACCAGGUCUUCAGGGCCGUGGACAGCUCGUUAGAGGUGCGUCAGUGCAGCCCGGGCUACGUCGUCAGGGACCUGUCUGCAGGACACAGUGUGCUCAGCUUCAUCAAAACCAACGGAAACGCUUUUAUCAUCCGGACAAACCAGAACAAAGAUGGAAAAAGAGUCAGAGGAAAACAGAAGUUUGUGGAGUGUAAGGAGAAGAUCCGGGCCGUGAGCUGCGGAGAUGAUCAUGUCUCACUGUUGUCUGACAGAGGCUCAGUUCUCUGUGUGGACACAACUCACCACCCCUUCACACCGAGGCUGCAGAAGGAGUUGUGUAACAUACCUGUUCGUCAGGUGGCGUGUGGGAGUCAACAUUCAGUCGUCUUGACCAAUGAUGGUCGAGUUUACACGUGGGGUCAGGAUUCCAGGGGCCAGCUGGGUCUGGGGGAGGGGAAGCCCGGCGCCAACUCGCCCCAACACCUCCGCUCUCUGUCGUCCAUCGCGCUGGUUCACAUCGCCGCGGGGGGGGAGCAGAGCUUCGCCCUCUCUGUCAGCGGAGGGGUGUUCGGCUGGGGCAGAAACGACCGUGGACAGCUCGGGCUGGGAGACACAACAGACAGACGUACACCAGCUCCUGUCAAAUGUCUGAACAUGAAGGGAACCGUUCACAUUUCCUGUGGGAAGGAUCACACUGCCACUUUAACUAAGGAUGGUGCAGUGUUUACCUUCGGCUCGGGUCAGUACGGGCAGCUUGGGCACAACUCAUUCGCCGAUGAGCUCCGUCCUCGUCUUGUUGUGGAGCUGUUGGGGGCAAAGGUCACCGAGAUUGCGUGUGGAAUACACCACACAUUAGUGUUGACAGACGCCAAGAAGGUUUACUCCUUUGGGUGUGGAGAGCAAGGGCAGCUGGGACAUGGAGACGAGAGUCAUCCGUCUGUGCCGCUCCCCGUCCAACUGCCACAAGACGGCGGUGAGGGUCCCAAAAUCAGAAACAUCUUCGCAGGAGGAAACUGUUCAUUUGCGACGUGCUCGUCUAAUGAGGAAGUUCAUGAGGAGCCAAACACUGACGGGGCCAGUGAUACGAAACGAUGUUGUCUUGAAGACAUGAUCGACAAAUGGACGACUAAAUGUGAUUCAAAAUCCUGGAAAAAGAUAAAACAGGAAAUCAACAGGACCUUUUCCAAUGCGUGUUGUAUGAAUCAAAGCUUCCUUGAGAAAAGAAAAGAAAAACAUUUCCACACCUCUUCAAAGUACCCCGGCUUGAACUUGUCGCUUGCACGACUCGCUUUCAAGAAACUGGUGGAGAACGACGAUGUGUUUGCAGAGGUGGAGGCCGCUGUCCUGAAGCUGCUUCUCCCAUCUUGCACGGAUCCAGCGGGAGUGGAGGGGUUGAGGAUCUUCUUGCUUCUCAAUGAGCUUCUUCACGUGAUGCAGAAGCUCAAACGACCACAGAGCACGAAGCUCGCUGAGGCCGUCGCCGCUGCCGCUGUGGGGCUGUCUGAUGAAAACCUUCAGGUCCUAGGGAACUGGUGGACGUCAUUGUCAGCCUCCACCAUGUCUAAAUAUGUCAAGGUUUGGAAGAAAGCUCUCUCAGUCUUCCUGUCCUCAAACCCUGUUCCUCGCCACACUGGAGUCAGAAAUCUGCUACAAGUCCUCCAGUAUAUGUACAAUGCCAACAGCAGGACUCCAGAAUCUAGAAGGAUGCCAGACAGCGAUUUUUACUUGCUCAUUGACAAAAACUUUCUUAUUGAGGAUCUGCGUCUUUGGUUUUUACAGUCGAAAAACAAGCGUGUGGGUGCUGAGCCUCUUAUCCUUUGUAGCUUUCCAAUUGUGAUGGAUCUGCAAUCAAAGAAAAUGGUUCUCGACCAGUAUGCGGAAUUCAACAAGCAGUGGGGACUCAAUCUUCUGGUUCCUCAAGACUCACUGUUCAGACUGGACCUGAGACGAGCAUCCAUUUCAGAAGACACUUUUAAACAACUGGAUGCCGUUCAUCACAGUGACUACAAAAAAAGACUUGUGGUCUUUUUUGAUAAGAACUACACUACAGUGAGCUAUGUCUACAUGAAAGACUUUUUUCAUGAAGUCUUUCAUGAGCUGGUGUCAGACGAAUCAAAGAUGUUCAUUUUCAAUGACUCCAGAACACUGGCCUGGUUCCCCUCCAGAGCAACACACGACCACCGCAGGUACUUCCUGUUCGGAGUUCUAUGUGGAUUGGCUUUGUACAACCAGUGCAUCAUACACCUACCGUUCUCAACGGCUCUGUUCAAGAAGCUACUCGGUGUGAAGCCUUCCCUGGAGGACAUAAUGGAAUUCAGUCCAGACGUUGGAAAGAGUCUGCUGUCCAUCCUGGAAGAAUACGAAGACGAAGACUUUGAAAGCCUGGAGUUAUGUUUUUCAAUCAACUGGGAUGGGAAAGACGUUGACAUUGAUCCCAUAAACCCUGAAAAACCAGUGACAAGUCAAAACAAGAAGGAGUUUGUUGACGCCUACGUGAAUCACGUCUUCAACACAUCUGUGGAGAACGUGUUUCUGGAGUUCAGGCGGGGCUUCUUCAAGGUUUCCGACCGGGACUUGGUGAAGCUGUUGCAGCCAGAGGAGCUGCAGGAAGUCCUGGUGGGCAAAGACUUCCGUGCCUGGGAAAGGCUGAAACAGAACGCAAGUUACCACUGGCCGUACCAUGUUGACCACCCCAACAUUCGGAUGUUUUGGGAGGUUUUUGACGAUCUAACUGAGGAUCAGAGGAAGAAGUUCCUUUGGUUUGUGACCGGUUUUGAAAGGUUGCCAAUUCUUGGCAAUAACACCAUCACCAUCAGGCCCAGGGAAUUCUGGCAGGACUCUCAGGACCAGUACUUCCCUGAAUCCCUCACCUGUCACUCUUACCUGGAUCUGCCCCUAUACUCAACAAGGGAGAUUAUGAAAACCAAGCUGAUGGAGGCCUUAAACAACAGUAGAAGAAACUACAAGUGAUGGGGGACACUUUGUGAAUGGUCGACCUAAGAACACUUCAGGGUACAGGUGUUGUACCUAUUCCAUGUAUGUAGAGAAGUCUCAAGUUUACAUUUCCAACUUUGUCACAUCUCAGAAUAUAAAUAAAUAGGGGUGAUAAAUAUUUUUUAAUAUGUUUUUCCGGGUAAAUUGUUUAAUUCAACUGCAAACUUGUUCUGCCGAUUUGUAGAAGAUACAUGUGUAUGUGCACAGCAGUCACUUUCUUAUGCCUGUGUUCAUUGUUGAAACCUUUUAUUUGGGGUGCAUGCAUUAACUGUAAAGAAAAUGUACCAUUGGUGCCAAUCUGUAAAAAAACUUGCUGCGAGGCUGAGUUUGGGAGAAUAACCUGCUCAUCGAGCUCGCUUUAGCACCUUUAUCGUUUUAAAGCUGGUGGCUCACAGUGAUCCGAGUCUUUCAGAGCAUUCGAAAGGAAAUUAACAGUAACUAACAAACUCUUAAAAAGUAGUCAGCUAAAAAUGAGGCUUCCCCCUUCACCCCCUCUCCAUUUAUUCACUAAUCAUCCUCCAACGCCAUGUGACCUGAUGACCACAAGCUAACAAACAACACAGACUACACUUGACUCCUGCAGCCACAGUUUUGCAUCGAACAAAUUCAGAGCAGCUCCGUCUCGUUGCUGAACAUGGUCAACGUGGUUAAUUCUGCACUUUAGGUUUGAAGUGAAAUAACGCAGCUCAUACACACGUGAGUUAGGAGACGUAUACUUGUAUCUAGUAAGAAUUGCAUCUUGUUUAUUGCUGGAACUAUGAAAAUUCUUCGAUAUAUGUGCGAUUCAACAGUAUUGAUAUCGUCUGUGAUCCUGGUGACUGGAUUACCCAGGUUUCAGCUUGAUUUUUCAUUAACGAUGUUGAGUAACAACUGCUGUCAAUCUUUGUUUGUGCAAAUGUUCAGGUGUUGAUUUUCUUUCAUUUCUUUUUCUGUUUGUCAUAUUGGGAAAUUCUGGAUUUUCA